AUGAAUGAUUCAAAUAAUUUGUUUUUGAAUAAAAGUUACAUAUGUAAUAAACAAAAUAUGUCUUCUGAAAAUAAUUAUUUUUAUAAUAUGAAUUUAAGUAUUCAUAAAAUUUUUAAUUCUCGUUAUAGUGUUCCAUCAAAAAUUAAUGAUGUUGAUAAACCAAUAAUUAAAAAAAGAAGAUGCACAGUUUCAUACAUGUGCGAAAAAGAUAUUCCUCAUAAAAAUAAUCAUGAAUAUUUAAAUUAUAACUUUAAUAACUCUAUCACGAAAAGAAGAAAGUAUUCACCUAAUAUUUUACUAUAUAAUAAAUUUUCUCCUCUAAAAAUCAGAAGAGAACUUAGAAAUAGUGUUGAUGAAAGUAUAAAAAAAAGCGUUGCUAUAAGAUCUUUUGUAAACAAAAAUAUUAAAAGCAAAAAUACCGAAAAUUAUGAACAUAAUGAUAAAAAUUACCUAGAUAAAAGUAAAGCAUACUAUCUUAAUAAAUACCCUGAAAGAAAUGAUUCUGAUUAUUUUUAUGAUUUAAACAAUUUAAAACUCCAUUUGAGUAAAAAUUUAAAUGAAACAUAUAUAAUGAGUAAUACAACGCAAAGUGAUAAUUAUUUUAGAAAUAAAAACAGAAAUAGGGAUAGUUUAAAUACCCAUAGGGAUACUGCUCCUAUUUAUAUGAAUUCUGAAUCUACCAUUUCAAGUUUUAACUUUGAACGCGAGAAUGAAAAUAAGAUUCCUAAAAAAAAUAUUGAUAAAAGCACAUGCAUUGAAUCAUAUCCAAAUAUACUCAAAAAAAAAUAUUCACAUAUAUCGAAUAUUAAUGAACAAAAUAAGAAGCAAAUUUCGAAGACUGAAGAAAGCAUUAAAAAAGUCGUAGAAUAUCCUUUAAAAAGAAGACAUAGCACUGAGUUUGCGAAAGAAUACGAAAAAUACAAUUACUCAGAUUCUCAUUAUCUUAAUAAAAGAUUUAAAAAUAAUGAAAAAAUUUAUAAAAAUAAAAUACGUAGGCAUAGUGAUACAACUAAAUAUAGCUCAUGGAAUGAACUAUAUUUGAGUGACAUUAGACAUGAUGCCAAUAGGAGUAUUUUUGAUUCUUCAUUGUUAUAUGAGUAUAAUAAGAAAAAUUUAGAAAAUUCAAAAAAUGAAAAAAUAAAUAAAAUAUGUGAAGAAAAUGAUUCAGAUAAUCCUUUAUUUCAUACAUCUUUCUUUAAAAAUACAGAAGAAUUUGAAAAUAAUAAUAUAAAGCGUAAAGAAAAAAUAGAACCAUUAGAUUCAAAUGAUGAAGAUGAUUAUGUUCUUAAAAAUGAUGCGGAAUAUGUGUUUAGUAAAAGAUUUUUUAAAGAUAUUUACUCCAAUAUACGAAGAAAAGGUGAAUUAAACUUUAUUGACGAAUUAUUAGAAGCAGAUGAAGAAUUUUAUAUUAGUACAAGCAAAUUAAAUAAAAUAAUUGAAAAUGCGAAAAAUAAAGAAAUGAAAUAUCAUUAUAUUGAUAGGAUGUUUUUAUAUAGACAUGCAAAAAAUGUUAUAGAUGAUUCUGAAUAUGAAAAAUAUAAAAAUAAGUGUAGAUCGGAGUUUAGGUAUCUUGAUGUUCCAUUUCCAAACUUAGGUGAAAUUAUGAACCUUCAACCUAUAAGUGAUUUAGAUGAAAUAGAUGAUACCGAUGAAUUUUAUGAUGCUGAAGUAAAGUUUCUUGAAAAAUAUUAUUAUAAAUCUAAUAAAGAAAAACAAGAAAAUAUCAAUUUUCCAGAUGAAAAAAAAAUUACUGACAAUAGUAUAGUCUUAAGAAAAAGAAAAUUAUCUAUCACAGACAAUGAAUCAACAGAAGACUUGUCCAUUUUAGAUAAGAGAGAAAAAUUAAUGUGCUUAAUGAAUAAAAUGAAAAGAGAAAAAGAUUCUUUCUUUGAUAAUAUAUUAGAUGCGCCAGAUUUCUCAAAAUUACUCGAACCAGUAUUUUCAUUAAAUGAAAGUUUUCUACUAUCACAUCAACUAUUUAAUGUGCAAUAUGCUGCUCAACUAGGCCCUGUUGUUUAUCUUAUAAAAACUGAAGAUGAAAAAUAUAUAUAUAGAGCUAUUGAAGUUAGUAGAUUAUUCGAAGAAAAAGUGAAAUCAAUUCUUGAUAAUCAAAAAGUUAGUUCAGGUGCGAAAGAAAGAAAUGAAGCUUUUGAAUGUUUUUCUAAUGACAAAUACCCAUUUCUACAUGAAUUAGACGUAAAAUACUAUCUUCGCAUUCCUAUGAGUACAGGAUGGAAUCAUUUUGGAUAUUUGAAGAAUCAAAAUAAUGUUCUUUUUUUUAGAAGACCAAAAAAUAUUUAA
Messenger RNA from Plasmodium relictum, 2301 nucleotides. RefSeq names its product conserved Plasmodium protein, unknown function. The coding region runs from base 1 to 2301 and encodes 766 amino acids. Gene Ontology annotation, molecular function: cyclin-dependent protein serine/threonine kinase regulator activity. The transcript is spliced from 2 exons. Lineage: Eukaryota; Apicomplexa; Aconoidasida; Haemosporida; Plasmodiidae. The record is from RefSeq and is a predicted model, not a curated record.